Lentinula edodes (shiitake mushroom) is the source of this 384-nucleotide messenger RNA. RefSeq lists its product as uncharacterized. Bases 1 to 384 code for a protein of 127 amino acids. The record is from RefSeq and is a predicted model, not a curated record. The transcript has a single exon. Lineage: Eukaryota; Fungi; Basidiomycota; Agaricomycetes; Agaricales; Omphalotaceae.
AUGUUUUUCUUCGGCGCCAUUCAGGAAGGUCUGCGUGGGCCUACUGGUGCUCCCGCACACCUGGAAGAACAUAUCGAACAUGUUGCUACAUAUGGAGUUGACUGGCAGGACCUUGGUGAUGCCACUUUGCUUCGUCACCACAAUGAAAACAACCCACAUGAGCUAGAAGAUUUAGAUCACCGCCGCACACGACAGCCACCUCACCUUUCCCUGGUUGAAGUUCCUGCAUUCAAUUGCCCUUUUGAAUCUGAAGAACAGUUAGAAAUAUUCAACGAUGCGCUGUUGGCAAUGCCUGAAUAUCAUUCUCGGGAUAUGACUCAGCGAAAAUCGCUUUGGGUGCAGGCUUUAGACCUUUUGGAACUUCUUUUGCCUCAUUCACAGUAG